CUCCGGCGUGAGGGACGAGAGUAGGGAGGCUGUGGAGGUGCCUCGCUCUCACUACUCCCGGGAGAGAUUCACCCAAUUUCACUGUGUCGCCUCCUAGCGUGUUUUAUUAAGAGAUAAAGUGUCUGGAGGGGAGUUUUACGCCCAGUGUGAGCUCUAUGAACUCUGUAAGCCCAGGCUGGCUCUGGCCUACCACGGGCUGAAGCUGCUGCUGACCACCACUAAAUCGGGAGGCAGCAUAAUAAGCACCAGACCAGCAUGGACUCGUCUCGUGAUGCUUAGACACAGACAAUUAGUGACUUGCGGAAACAGACAAGGGUGCUGGGAAAGGUCGCUGCCGCCACAGAGAAGCUCAGGUGGCCGCACAGACCCCGACCCGCCCCGGCACCUCCCUAGCGUUGUGUGAAGUGUGCGAUGAGAUUAAUAACUAAACAUAAUAGCUAAACGCGUUGAAAAGGAAAAAAAAAACGUAAAGAAAGUCAAACAGUUACUCUCUUUCAUUAGUGAACUUAUUUCAUUAAGUUGUGGACGUGUUGCUUGACGCGUGACGUGACGUGACGUUACGUGACGGGAACAGUAACGUGCGACAAAUUACAGCCAACAAACAGGACCACGUCGAGGACUUCGACUCUCCCUUCUUGCUCACUUCGCUUCCAAAUAAAGAUAGUUUCCGAUGAGGAUCAAUACGCCAUCCACGCCGGCGGCCGCCACGCGCCUCCACACGCGAAGACACCACCACCACCACCGCCACCCCGCUGCCCACGGGGAGGGGGACGCACGCCGACACCACCACCACCACCACCACCACCAUCACAGCAACAACAAUCAUAACCACAACUAUCACCACCAUCAUCAUCACCAUCAUCACAAUCACUACCACCAAGAAGAGUUCCAUAAACCCUCCCCCUCCCCCACCCCCACCAGCUCAUGCUCCGCUCACACCCAUCAGCUGCUGCACCAGUCCCAGCACCACCACCACCACCAUCACCAUCAUCACCACCACCAACACCACCAACAACAGCAGCAGCACCUACAGCAGGACCAAUGGCAGGAAGCACAGGAGCCCGUCACCCCGCCCCCGCACCUCAUCCAUCACCCCAAUCAGUACCUGAGGAGACUGGGACCACAAGAUCCAAGGGAGAGAUUAAAAGAGGCAGCGUGUCCAUGGGGGGAACUGAGCCCACACCUUAAGCAGCAGCAGCACCACCGGAAGCAGCAGGAGCAAAGACACCUACAGCUCCACUCUCGUCUUCUGAAGCAGUUUCGCCCACUGCGGCUACUGUUGCUGGUGGCGGCGCUACUACAGGCAGGCGCUUUGGGUUGUCGCAUCUCAGAGUUCACAUGCGGCAACUUCGAGUGUGUUCCUGCUGAUGCUUACUGUGACGGCCAGCCAGACUGCUCGGACAGGACGGACGAGCCACGGGACUGCUCACCGUGUAAUCGAACUUUCUACGGGGACGUCGGGAGGAGCUACGAAGUGCAGGUACAGCGUCCGGUCAACAUGCUCACUACCUUCACCUGCCACCUCACCUUCGUGGCCGAGGGGAACCAGUACGGCGACAUUGUGCAGCUCAUUAUUCAAGACUUCAAGCUCGGGGACUUCUUCAGCUACAACAGUGGGUGUCCUCAGGGGUGGAUGCAGAUCAGCGAGCGAGACAGACCUUACACGGACGGCUACUGGUGCGGCAACGGGCAGGGCUUCAACGUGUAUUACAGUGAAACUUCAACCACCACACUCACACUCAAGAAAUUCAUCACUAUGGACUAUGUGCACUUUGAGGGCUUCCAUCAGUCACCCUUCAGCUUCCGUCUCACCUACAAGACAAUGAGGCGAAGUGAUGCGGUUCUGCGCUACGGAAACGCCACCACGCCCAAGGACCGCGGUCAGCUGCUGGAUGACUCGGUGUGCACGCGGCUCUUCCUCAACUGUGACGAACACUUGUGUUCCGUGCAGAGCCCAAAUUUUCCCGGCCUAUACCCCCGCCACGUCACCUGCAACUAUCUGAUACGUCAGACCCGCUACGUGCCGUACGCCCGCUCUCUCAUCACCAUCUAUCAAGACAACCCGCUCAGGUUCAACGUGAAGGCCACCUCCACCUUGCCUAACCAAGAGCCUUCUUCCCCUGGCUUGCAGAUCUGGGAUUCCUGUGAUCUGGUGCACGAUCACCUGCUGGUGUACGACGGCAACACCACGGAUUCACCGUUGUUCCUCAAGGUGUGUGGCUCAGGCCGUCUACCACCCAUCACCUCUACAGGGUCGGAAAUGCUCAUCAUAUUCAGCACCUCGCGCUUCGACGAGCCCACGCAAGAGACGCUCAUGCCUCGGACCUUUGGCUUCGAGCUCAACGUUGGAGUCACUUACCUCAACAUGGACUCCCCAAGGUUUGCCCGUAAUCACCAGUGUGUGUUCCACAUCUUCAGCGCCAACAAUUCCAGCGGAGAGGUGGAGUCUGUGGUGAACACGCAGCCACAGAAUUCGUCGUGCGUGUACUUAUUCCACGGCGAGGCGCACGAGGUGGUGUGGGUCCACUUCCGCAAGUACGAGAUAGCACCCAAGAUGGGCCAUUACUCCUACAACAUGACAGAGUGCAUCAAUCCACUUAGAAUAUACGACGGUAACUUCUUUGACACCACCACUCCGUAUGGCUCCCCGCAGCGCGCCAAACUUAUCCAAGAACACUGCACCAAGCGACCCCCGCCCAUGUGUGCCAGGGAGUAUCUACCCCCGAGGGCGGGUCACAUCGCCCCAGUGAAGGCAUGCACCAGGAACGAGAGUUACGUGGCAGAAGGGUCUAAACUGACUGUGGUGCAACAUUAUAACGAAUCCACUGCCGCCCUGGCCAUGGAUUUUGUCCUUCGAUACGAGUUCGUCAACACUCGGCCGGGUUACCGACCCACCAAUGGUAGUGAGUGUGACUUCGAAGCGAUCAGUGACGGUUACACCCUCCGUACAGGACGCGUCUUCUCUCCGAGGACCUCGGUGUUGUAUGGACGCUGGGGACGCCGGCGACUGUCUUGCCAAUAUCGUCUUACUGCACACGGAGACGAAGUGGUGCGGGUUACCAUUACUAAGUUCCACAGUGCUUCCCGUUCCUGUGUCACCACAACCAAUAACUUCACCGGAAGUUAUGACUGUGACAACCAUGCAGGCCAGAUGGCUUCCCUGGUUGUGUCUGAGUAUCCCUGGCAGGACAUUGAGGUGCCGCGCCUUUGUCUGUGCGACUAUUCCCUCAUCCCCAUCGAAUACGAGUCAAAAUCUAAGGAACUAAGGCUCAAGUUCGAGGUCAAUAAUAUGGAUGAAACUCAUGACUACUUUGACUUCAUGUUCGAAGCUCAGUAUGAGUUUGUGAAGAAAUCUUCAUGCAAGAAAGAACAACGACUUCAGGGAACCAACGGCGAGAUAGUGUUUCGAAAAGCCAACCUUACCGAGAACAAGCCCUGUGACAACUAUCCUUGGCUCCUGCAGACCUCUGAUGCCAACAAGUCUAUCUAUUUCAGAAUAAGAGGCUACGACCACAUUGACAAGAACUGCACUACAUCCACCCGCCUGCUUGUGUUCAAGGUCGGUCGUCUGAGGCCAGUCGGUGUCCUGUGUCCUGACCCGACAAGCGAGAAGGUCGUGGAGCUAUUCAGCUUUGCCUGGCAGGGAUCAGGGACACUGGUGGAACAGUCGACUGAUAAACUGGUACUGGAGGUUUCAGGACGGGAGGGCACACGAGAUCUGGGUCCCCACACACUCACCUGGCUGCAAGUGUCCCCGGCGCGACAGUAUGACUGGUCCUCUGAGGGUAUCGUGCGUGGCUGCCAGGAGGAGUGCCCCGAGCUGGGUGUGUGCAUCAGCGAGGACUUGUGGUGUGACGGAGUGCACCACUGUCCCUCAGGCCAUGACGAGCUCAUCGCUCACUGCUUCUUCCUCUCGGUGCCCUGGGCCUACAUCGGGAUAGGCUCCACUCUUAGCGUUAUUCUACUGGUGGUGGUGACAGUGUAUGGCGCGGCACGCCUGCGUGCCUCUGACAAGAAGACCCACCAGCACCAGCCCAUCCCUACCUUGCCCACCGCCUCAGAGUCUCUCUUCUCUUCUGACAAAGACGCGGCGGAACGUGACGGCGGCGUGACGUCCGCUUACAGCCUCGAUUACAGCGAGGUGGAUUACGUCACGACUUUAUGAGAACCACAGAGAUUAGCCACUUUCAACAAUACUUGCACAUUAGCUCGAGGCAAUCGCCAAUCCACCAGCACCACCCCUGCGCAGGAUGCACGCCAAUCUAGCUCCCGAAGAACGACAAGCCUCCCGCGCCCGCGACGGUCUAGGACCCGCCACACUCGGUCGGCCAGUGUUCACAACGACUACGACGACCGCUCCAUCUCGCUGCAGCUGUACGUCCCUCCCCCACCGGCGCCCUUCAGCAGGUCGCACCACUACACGCUGGCCGCCCUCAACACCCACCCACUGGCCGCCCUCAACACCCCAACUGGCCACCCGCGUCGGGCACAAUAGCAACGACCACAAAACAGUCCCCUGACGCCUCGCCACCGCGGGGAGACUGAUGACCGGACCGCUGGUGAUUGAGCAGGCACCAGUGUUUACUCUCCCCUCCCACCACCCUGAGGUCACCGAAGCUACUGGUGACCAGGGCAUGGGCGUGCGGGUGACACUGCCGCCCCAAGCACCAAGGUGUCGAAGCUACACCGGGUCCUUCCCUUAGCUGCGUGUUUGAUGUAAAUGUGUAAAUCGCUUUUCAACACCCUGGCACGCGGCUUUCUCCGUUCACCUUUCUUGCAAAUGUUUCUAUACAAUUUUAUUCGAUAAUUUUCUAAAACUUGUUAGAAAUAUGAGCCUAUAGCCGACACUCCACCUUAGCCGCUUUCUGUGUUACGAGACCAACAGUCGGUGUCCACGGAGCCGCGUGUUGAUUUCCUUGUCUGGACGUAGACGUAGUUGUGUCUGUUUUGUUGGGUUACUAGUCGUAGCCUCUGUCACUCACUCCGUUACUCAAAGCUGUGAAAAAUCUAAUCUAAAAAUCUUUCAAUCACACCAUAGAUGAAGAACAAACAGAAAAGAUCAUUAAUUCUCUAAUGUAUCAGGAUUAUAUAAGACCAAUAAAGUAAUAUGUACGCAAAUCCUUCCCGUCUAACCUUCCCCAUCCUCCUCUUUAACCCAUCCCUUCCCCUACACCUUCGUCACCCUUCCUCCUCGUCCUCCACCUCCUCCUAGUCCUCGUCCUCGUCACAGCCCAUCGACAAGACAAAUCAUGCACCCUCUAAGUUGUAGGUGAAAUAGUGAUGUAGCGACGGUGAUAGACGUGUGAGAAAUAUAAGAAAGAGAGAGAGAAAGAGAGAGAGAGAGAGAGAGAGAGAGAGAGAGAGAGAGAGAGAGAGAGAGAGAGAGAGUGAAAGAAAGAAAUAGAGAACGGAACUACUGCCAAAGACUCCGUGUAAAUAUCAAACAAGUAUUUUUAAAGACUGGUAGAUACUAUACUAAAUAAUCGUUGCUUGGACACGAAUCACAUGUACAUAAUGCACAUUACCUGACAUUUCUACCACGUUUCUUAAGUGUGUACAGAGAGUUCGUGAGUUCCGAGGUGUUUGUAUGUAAGUAAGGUGUGCUCUGUUCUCUACAUAGUUAUUUGUGAUGAGAUAAAAAAAAAAUAAUAAAAAAGAUAAAAAAUUCUACUUUAAAAAUAUCUAACAAAAAACAUUAUAUAUAAUUAUUCUAGUCCAACUGAAGAUUAUUGUUCUAUUCAGAGAUUAUAUUCACUGAUUGUUAUAGUAAGUGUGCGUGAUGAGUCCUGAGAGAGAGAGAGAGAGAGAGAGAGAGAGAGAGAGAGAGAGAGAGAGAGAGAGACAUGGUUGGAGAGACAAUUUAAUAACUGUACAGCGGUGUUAAGAGAGAGAGACCCACAUAUUACUGUUUCAGAAGUCUAUGCUGCCAUCUUGUACAUACUGUAAUAAAAGUUUCCAAAUGAA
Molecule: messenger RNA, 5964 nt
Organism: Portunus trituberculatus (swimming crab)
Lineage: Eukaryota; Metazoa; Arthropoda; Malacostraca; Decapoda; Portunidae
Exons: 8
Coding region: 671-4165 (1164 amino acids)
Cellular component (GO): plasma membrane
Molecular function (GO): protein binding
Source: RefSeq, a predicted model, not a curated record